AUGGCCGCAGCUACAGCUUCUGCGACCAUCAUCCUCGGCGAUUCGCCCGCGACUGAAGACGUGGCCCCCAAAUCUGACGGCGCGCCGGAACCGUCCGCAACUCCCGGCCAGAGGUCUUCGACGCCGAUCCGCACUUCUAGUCAUGAUGUGACCGACGGCCCGGAUGGAGCCUCCAUCCAUACCACAGAUGGCCGGGUCAAGAAUCCCGUACCCAGCAAACUCAAGGGCAAGGCCGACAAUAAGAACGGCAACUUUGGUGUGAUGCACAUCGACAUAAAUAGCUCACAGGCCGCCCUACGGAAUGCUGCCGCAAAGCGCACAAGCGAAGAGACGGAGGCGGCGGCGAGGCUAGCCAAUAUGCGCGGCUAUCAAUCCAUCAAGCGUAGCAAAUUGGCGUGGAAUCCACCGACCGAUUCAGACCCGCGAUCUUCAGCCCCAGCGUACGGAACUUCGCAAAAUGGCUAUCUCAACUCUUCCUACUCGUUACCUGGACGCACCCUGGGACCCUUACCGCAUGAAGCCAAAGCUGAGCAAGCUCGACUCCUGACUCUGCUACGCAGCUUGAAUCCCAUGGUGGUGGUGGAUCAGUUGUGCAAAGCGUUGGCAUACUUUGGAGGCAUUCCCGGCGCGCCUUCGUCGCACGAAUUCGACUUCCCAGAAAGCGGACGCAACAACGGUCAGGGAUCCAUUUUUGUCGGCUGGGUUGCCGAAAUAUUUCCUCCAGUCGAGGGGAACCCUUCAGCUCUGGCGCUACAUCCGUCUCUACAAAGCGCAGAUAUAGCCUCUGCCGCUGCUCCUGGCGCCGUCGCUCCAGAUGCACCCGCAUCAGCUCAGGCUCCAGCUUUAUCCGAUUCCGCCAACACCACCGCUCCUCCUGCUCAUCCGGCCUCUACAGCCUCUCUAUCUGAACCUGCUCCCAAUCCUUCUGAAGGGCAGAAUACCACUGGUGAAGCUACCGCAACUCCUAUCAAAAGACCGCGAGGACGGCCAAAGGGGAGUAAAAGCUCCAAACCCCGCAUAGACAAGGGCAUAAAAAAGUCGGAUCUGGCACUGCAUCCGUCCAGCCAAGUCGAUGGAGCCGGCUCUCAGCUAUCUCAGUCUGAUUUGGGGAGAAGACCCGAUGGAUCUAUCGAGCAAUCCCAAAACGGACUCGCUAACCCUGCGUACCAUACCGAUAUGCCAGGCCAUCUUGAUCCCGAUUCAAGUAUCAUGAGCACUCCGGGAACAGGCAAGAAGAGAGGUCGCCCUAAAGGGUCUAAAAAUCGACCAAAGAAUACUCCUGAAGCUGGCCAAGCGGCUGCAGAAACUCCUCACACUUUGUUGCCUGCUUCUUCGACCUCCAAUCCCAUUACACAGUCUCCUUUAUCGCACAGGGCGACUGAGAGCCAGAAUAAUAUCUCAUCCUUUGCAAAUACGAUGCCUCAUAGGCCAGAGCAGCAUCAACAUCCCUCGCCCACAUUGCCAGAUGGCGCAACAACGCAGCACGCCACACACAUGGCCAGCCGUACUCCCCAGGGAAGCCAGACAGCGUUCCCGGCUGUGAGUAGUUGGGCUGGAGCGGCAAUGCAAUCUUUAGAUCAAUUCCGCUCCAUCAACAAUCACUCACAUCCAAAGAAAAGGAAGGGUGGUGAUCCAGCUCAGGUCGCUAGAGAGUCCUUGGCAACAAUCACACCAACUGACCCGUCAUCGCAUAUGCGACAAGGUGAUGAUACACCGCUACAUCACGCUACGUCUGAUCAGACUAACAUGAAACGCCGACGAGUGUCGAGAGAAUCGCUUCAGAAUCCUAUCUUUAAUAGUAUUGACUCUCAGCCCGGCCGAGUGGGUAUGACCACAUCGCCUGUUCUGAAUAACAAUUACAACAGUAUCUCUCAAACCAUGGCUUCCAAUAGCUUUGAUACCCAACUAGCUAAUGCUGCUGUGAGACAAUCUUCGACUCAACAGCAUUUACAGCAGCAGCAGCAGCAGCAGCAGCAGCAACACCACCAUCAUUCGCAGCGGUCACCGACACAGCCUCAGGGUCAGACUCAGUCGCUCCAAAACCAGCCGCAGCCUCAACAGUAUACACCUCAGAGACCUCAUCCGCAAAAUGCAGGGAUGCGGCCUCCGCUGCAGCUUCAGCAGGUUGGACAUAUGCCACCAGGGUCUUCAAGACCUAGAGCACCUAGCCAGAUGUAUGGAAGUAGCCCGACGAGCAUGUCCUCCCAAGGAUUUUAUAGCCAGGCUAGACAGCUGCCGGGCCAGCUAGGACAUGCAGCCACCAAUAGCGGCAGCUUUGCUAGAGGCACUGGUAACAACCAAACUUCGCCGUUCGGAUCUUCUUCCAACAUGGCAAGGCAGAGCUCUGACGACGCCCGGACAGCAAGCUUAUCACAGCAAGCAUCUCUGGCAAUUUCGCGCAGUCAAUCGGGCCAUGCUUCCACUGGUCGCCACCCAUCUUCUGACUUCGCCAGCAGCCAGCAGGUCCCCGCAACUUCGGCUUCAGCCCCUACGACAUCUGGCCUAGGCCAUUUCCCGUCCUUCACGGAACAUAGCUACCUGGACAUGGACUACGGCUUAAAUGAGCGCGACGUACAAGACUCUGCAGCGGCCUUCGGCGACUCUACGCCGCUCGAUGUGACCUUGGUUGAACCUAAUAUAAGAGAGAGGUUAUAUCAAGCCAUGGGCCGCCCAUAG
This is a messenger RNA of Trichoderma asperellum CBS 433.97, 2676 nucleotides long. RefSeq lists its product as uncharacterized. The record is from RefSeq and is a predicted model, not a curated record. Lineage: Eukaryota; Fungi; Ascomycota; Sordariomycetes; Hypocreales; Hypocreaceae.